GCUAGAUUAACCACCUCCAUACUCAACGAUGAAGUGUUGGACUCCAUUAUUUUUGGUUUCGCUCUUAUGGGCUUCAGUACUUGCAACUUACACAAAUGAUGAGUUGCACAAUGUGCUUGAGUCUAAAGGCAAGAAUGGCAUAAUUCACUUGUCUGACGAGAACUACCAAAAAGUGCUCUAUGGCGAAAGAGACUAUCAUCUCAUUCUCUUCUUGACAUCGCGGAACCCAAAGAUCAGUUGUUUUUUGUGUGGUGAGUUUGCGCCAUACUACGAGACUGUUGCUAACUCCUACAGACGUACAUAUCCUAAAGGGAUUACUGAAGACGGGAAAAACGUGUACUUUUUAGUUUCCGAGCUUGAUGACUCUAAGAAAUUGUUCAAGUUGUUGGCAUUGCAGUCAAUUCCCAAGGUAUACCACUUCCCUCCAACUCCAAAAGACACUAAGCCUUCGACAUUUUUGUCAGAUUCUCAUGAGUACGAAUUUUAUCAAGGCGAUCAUAUUGAAUUACUCUCCAAAUGGGUAACUGCGGUUACAGGCAAUAGCAUUGACUUGUACAUUCCAGUGGAUUACAGCAAGAUUGCCACGCAUGCUUUGAUUACCUUUGGUCUGAUUUUCGCCUUGAAGAUGUACUCUACUAGAUUGAUUAGCAUAGUCAGAUCACCAUUGCUUUGGGGUCUUGUGUCGAUCGUUCUUAUUUUGAUGUUUCUUACAGGCCACAUGUUCAAUCAGAUGAAGAAUUCACCAUAUGUGAGAGAUGAUGGGCGUAAGGUCGAGUACUUUGCACCUUCACCUCAAAUGCAGUAUAUCUUUGAGACCCAGGCAUUGUCUUCGUUGUAUGGGCUCUCGGGAUUGUUGUUCCUUGUUUUGACUGUGAGAGUUUCCAAGAUAAAAGACGCCAAAGCCCAGCUUUUGGCCAGUGUUGUUGUGUGCGCGUGCUUAUACUUGUUGUAUGGUAUUUUCUUGAACAUUUUUGGCAUCAAAUAUGGUGGCUACCCAUACAGAUUCUUUGAGUUCCUCAAGUUUUGAGACUUUCGUGGGAUGAUGGUUCAAAGAAACAACACUAAAUAGUAUCGAAGAAUAAAAGAACUCGACUCCAUUCUUUACAUCCCUAGUGGUGGGUGGGAAUAUAGUGCAAAAGUAUUUGAAUACUGGUGGCGAAUGUAGCCUGAUCUGUCGACAUCAUCACUGAAAGCUCAGUCUUCAAGUGUUUCCAAUUUUGCUUCAACUUUGUCAACCAAGACGGCACAAUUUUGAAGUUUCUUGCGUAUAUUUUUGACGCGUGUUUGAACACCCGCCAAGUCAAGUUCG
Messenger RNA from Metschnikowia bicuspidata var. bicuspidata NRRL YB-4993, 1309 nucleotides. Its product is annotated as dolichyl-diphosphooligosaccharide--protein glycotransferase. NCBI's taxonomy places the organism in Eukaryota, Fungi, Ascomycota, Pichiomycetes, Serinales, Metschnikowiaceae. The coding region runs from base 29 to 1027 and encodes 332 amino acids. The record is from RefSeq and is a predicted model, not a curated record. Gene Ontology annotation, cellular component: oligosaccharyltransferase complex. The transcript has a single exon.